Megalobrama amblycephala (Wuchang bream) is the source of this 637-nucleotide messenger RNA. RefSeq names its product adenine phosphoribosyltransferase (gene aprt). Bases 83 to 616 code for a protein of 177 amino acids. The record is from RefSeq and is a predicted model, not a curated record. Gene Ontology annotation, biological process: AMP salvage; adenine salvage. Gene Ontology annotation, cellular component: cytoplasm. Gene Ontology annotation, molecular function: AMP binding; adenine phosphoribosyltransferase activity; adenine binding. The transcript is spliced from 5 exons. NCBI's taxonomy places the organism in Eukaryota, Metazoa, Chordata, Actinopteri, Cypriniformes, Xenocyprididae.
CGUAAAAGUCACGUGACGAGGAAGCGCGUGCUAUUGGUUGACUGGAACACGUGGACCACUUCCAAUACUCGCAGCGCGUGCCAUGGCAGAGAAACUGGAUUUUAUCGCCCAGUGCAUAAGAACUUUCCCUGAUUUCCCUACGAAAGGGAUUCCAUUCAAGGAUAUUUUCCCGAUCUUGAAGGAUCCGAAGGCUCUGGCUGCAGUGACGGAUCUGUUUGAGGAGCACGUGAGGAACACUUUCCCUCAGGUGGAUCUUAUAGUCGGACUGGAUGCUCGAGGAUUUCUGUUUGGGCCGCUUCUGGCUCAGAGAUUAGGAGUAGGAUUUGCUCCAAUUAGAAAAAAAGGGAAGCUCCCUGGCCCCACGUUAUCAGUAGCUUAUAGUCUGGAGUAUGCAAAGGCCGAGGCAGAGAUGCAGGAAGAUGCGGUUUCUGCAGGACAGAAGAUCCUGAUCAUUGAUGAUUUACUGGCUACUGGAGGAACUCUGUACGCGGCGUGUGAGCUGAUCAAACAGCAGAAGGCCGAGGUGCUGGGCUGUCUGGUGGUGGUUGAACUCAAGUGUCUCAGUGGAUCUGACAAGCUGAAGCCAACUCCUGUGUUCUCUCUAAUACAGUACUGACGGUCUGGAGCUUUCACGUGA